Molecule: messenger RNA, 1677 nt
Organism: Rotaria sordida
Lineage: Eukaryota; Metazoa; Rotifera; Eurotatoria; Philodinida; Philodinidae
Source: the annotation of a GenBank genome assembly
AUGACGAUUAAGAAUACAUCAACUAAAGAUAAUAUUUAUCAUUUUGUCAAUGCUAAAAUAAAUGGAUAUUAUGUAUUAGGCAAAAAUAAUUCUCAACUUGUUCGAGAUCAAUUGGAUCUUCUUGGUUUUAAUCGAUAUGAUUCUUUGCCUAUUGGUGGUGUCAAAUUCAAUUGGAUAACACGUAGUGCUGACAUAGAUUGGAAAACAUUUGAUUCAAAUUUUCAAAUUCUUAAUCAUAUUUAUAAUGAAAGACAAUUGUCAAAUAAAGGUUUACUAUUAACUAAUUUAAAAAAUUAUGAAAUGACUAUUCUUAAAAAUAAACGUUUUAAUGAAAUAAAUACUAAUAAAACAAGAUUAAUGCCAUCAUCAAAUAUUGAUAAUUAUUUAUCAUUGAAAACAUUUCUACCCGAAACAUAUUUACUUGAUAAUACAAAUGAUCGAAUUACAUUUAAGAAAAUAUUCAAAGAUGGUUCAACAUGGAUUUGUAAACCUGUAGGACUUUCAUGUGGACGAGAAGUAUUUAUUUUUCGUAGUCAACAACAACUUGAAAGUCUUUUAAAUGAAUAUCAUAAAAAUUCUCGAAAUAAUCAUUAUUGUACAUUAUAUUAUAAUCGUCUCGUUCAAAAAUAUAUUGAAAAUCCAUUACUUAUUAAUAAACAUAAAUUUGAUAUUCGUACAUAUUUAUUAUGUAUUUGUAUAUCAAAUGAAAUUUUAUGUUUUGCUGCACAAACAGGAUAUCUUCGUUUGUCUAUGUAUAAAUAUGAUUUAGAAAAUAUGAAUAAAUUUAUUCAUUUAACAAAUCAAAGUAUUCAAAUCAAAAAUAAAAUUUUUUCAUCAGUAAAACAUAAUACUGGUAUGACAAUGGAUGAAUUUAAUGAAUAUUUUAAUGAAUAUAUUCAACCGAAUAUGCCUUAUAUUAAGAAAGGUUGGGUAUUAAAUGAAUUACCUGAAAAAAUUACAAAAAUUCUUAAUCAAGUAGCUGAUUCAGUUAGAAAUAAAUUAUCAAUACGUGAAGGAUGUUUUGGUUUUUAUGGUGUAGAUAUUUUAAUUGAUGAAAAACUGAAUUGUUGGUUACUUGAAAUUAAUAGUGGACCUACAUUAGAUAUGACCAAUGCAGCAUUGGAAAAAGUUAUUCCAAUAUGUCUCAAUGCAGCUCUUAGUAUAUCAAAGCAUUUUUAUUUAAUUUUAAAAUUGGAUUUAAUCUAUUUAACAGAUAUAGUGAUUGAAUCUUUGGAUAAUUAUCGUUCAUUAGGCUCAGUAUUUCCUCUUCAUAGUUCAAAUAUCUUUAAAUAUUUGUUACCAUCAAAUCCUCCUGUACUAUCACCUAUUAUAUCGAACCAAAUUCCAAUUUUUACAUCUCUGAAUACUCAUCGUAUUGAUUUAACACCAGGAGUACUUGUUUCAUUUCAUCGUUAUCGUCGAUUACCUUUACUUUCACAUUCAAAAUCACCUAAUCAUUUCUCUAAAUCUGUUCUUCAAAAAAUUAAAUUAACUCAAAAAAAAUCAACACCAGUUAGAAGUCAACAUCAAUCGAUCAUUCAUAAUGUUAUAAAAAAAAUGGAUCGAGAACAUCUAUCACAUCAACUUACUGAAUUUAUUCGAAUGAAUAAUAAACCAAUAAUAUUAAACAAUAAAUUACAUGAACAAGAUUCGAUAAUCCAUUCAAUUCUUCAAUAA